CGACAGCGCUCGCCUUUUUUCUUGGUUGCUCAGCGAGCAACGUCUUCGCCCCCCCUGAUGCUGGCCACUAUGAAUGCGACCGUCCCCACCUCGACCGAGUUUGAGGACCGGAUAUGUCCUGGUUGCAAACUUUCUGCCGUAACAGAGCAAGGAGGUCUGGUAGUUGCCUUUGGGCAAUCCUUCUUCCACGUCGAUUGCUUCAAGUGCGCCAAAUGUGGGGACAAGGUGACCGCCGAUACCAACCUCCUCUUACUCUCCGACGGCUCGCCCAUAUGUGCCAAUUGCUCCUACAGCUGCAACGUCUGCCACAAUCCUAUUCUCGACGAGGCUAUAAUGACCGGUGACGACUCGUAUCACGCGCACUGUUUCAAGUGCAAAGUCUGCAAGAACCGUAUCGACGAGCUUGUGUUUGCCAAGACAAGCCAGGGCAUAUACUGCAUGAAAUGUCAUAAUGAGCGGAUGAUCAAGAUACGCAAGCACACUCAGAAGAAAGCAGAGAGGGAAAAGGAGAAGGCAGCCGCAGCGGUGCAAGGUUCCACCAGUUCGCGGGAGCGCGAAGCCCGACCAUCCUCGGGACUGUCUGCGUCCGAGUCUCUGGUGUCUGCGCCCCAAACUCCCCGUUCCCGUGCUGCUGAUGUCCGGUCGCCGAAACGGCCUUACGUUAGCGACGCGUUCGAACCUGCAGAGUCUUCCAAGCAUAAACCCGCUCCUCUUCCACUAUCAUCAAAUAUUGCCGUCGCGGGUGCAUUGCCAUCGCCAUCUGUCCGCAUAGCAGCUCCAGAGAGCGAAGUUAGCACGCCACAGUCCUCCGUGUUCCACGCGCCGAGCGAGACUGGGACAAGCCGGAGUACACUGCCUCUUCCUUCUAAUUCUCCUACAUUAGAAUUACCUGAAGCGCGACGACAAAGCUUCGAGGAUGGUGCCCGACGGUCAGACAAUCUCUUUCCUCAGGAUGACCUGGGACCUGGCCCUACUUCCAAGCGGAAUAAACGGCAUUCAAUCAACCCAGGAGCAUCUCUGGCCAAUCUGAUACCGGCAUCUACUACUCCCCCACCGACAUCCCCGUCUCUUUCGCCAUUGUCUGCGACUUUCGUAUCGAGCAGUCAGCCUUCCUCUCCUCAUCAUCGAUCUCGUUCGCCGUCUCCCCGACUCGACCGGGCAAACAAUCGACCAGACAGUACAUCCAGUAACACGCACGUGUCUUCUCCGCGAACUCCGCCAGACGAUGGUUCAACAGACCAAACGGUUGUCAUGGGCUCGUCGUCGUCACAACCACACGUGAUACUGAAUUCGAUCACGCCCAGCCGGAAGAACUCGCAACCCGUGUCGCAUCGUUUGUCAGCUGAAGGGCGCUCGUCGUCGAACCAACGGCGUCCGUCACUGGACCAACGCCGGACAUCAUCCGAUCAACGACGGCCGUCAAUCGAUGGUCGACCUUCCUCGGCUCGCAGCUCGCGAGCAGAUGUGCCACACAGCAUCGAAAGUGGCACCGACACGGACACCGAUGCUGGCAGCGGCCCCGAUGGUGAGAGCGACGGCCACGUGCAGCCGCCAUCACCACCGCCCAAGACUGUCGAGGACCCCGAAGCCUCUCAAUUGGAUAGCUCCGACGACAUGUCCGAGUCGUCCCCUGUUGAGCACACCUCCCACUCAACAUUUAUUGCUCCGGCGCUUCCUCCAAUACGAUUUUCCAUGACGACAUCGGACUUUUCUGAUUUGUUUAGCUCGGUGCAGGGCCAUCGCAGGUCGAUGUCUUUAAAGCAGCUGGUGAACAUGACGGAAGGAGAGGUGCCAUCCACUCCGCCUCCAACUGCCGUCUCAAUCAAGUCGGGGGGUUCGACACCGACCAUGGCAACGUCGGUGCGCGGAAACACAACAAAUGACAGCACUCCCAAGGUGAUUCUCCCUGCACCAAGGCUGCAAAGUCUGGGAAAGAAUACCCUGCCGUCAGUUUCCGAAGGUCCGGAUAUGAAUGGGUCGAGGUCACGAUCGUCCUCAGAGUCGCAAGGCCAGCCGGUCAAGCGCAUCCCCCUCACGCGGGCCGAUUCAGCAGGAACAGCUGUCCCCCGUGAUGCAAUUGGAUCAGAUCUGGCAGUCCUACGGCUACGGCAGGCAAGCGCAGAUGCUCGUGAGCGAGGCGCAACACAACUCAAGCUGGACAAGGCGUUCGUGGACGCUAUUCUCAGUGCGAUUGACACGCGUGAUGCGGAGUUGAGCACGGUCAAGACGAAGUUGGAUGGCGUCAGGAGAGCGAGUAAACAGUACAUUGAUGGGCUGACUGUCGCACAGACUGAGUACGACAGCGAAGUCAAGGCCAGGCAGAACGCUGAGGCGGAGGUGACCCGGUUGCGAGUCAUCCUUUCUGGACAGGUUGCGCGGCUGACAGCGCUGUCUGGGGACUCGAAGCGGCAGGAGCUGCGGCAGCAGCUGUCCAAGGAGCUCAACGAAAAUCUUUCUGGCUUGGAGCGAGACUUAUCCAAGCUCAAAGUUGAGAGAGACAUGGCUAUCGCUGAAGUCGAGGAGCUCUCCACCACCAAGGAAGAAAGCGGCCUGAGCCGAUCCCUGACGGCACGCCUGGACAACAUCAAGAAGCAAUAUCACCGCGACCUGCUGCCGCUGAGGGAGGAACGUGUCAACUUGGAGCGUGAGAUUGCCGAGCUUAAAGGUGUUCGGGACGUUUUCUUGGAGGAGACGACUACGUUGAACGCGCGCAACGAAGAGCUUGCGCAGCUCGGUGCACAAUAUGCUCGACGCAUGGUUCCCAUUCCCGAAACACCCUCGAAAACGCCACCCAAGCCAGCGCACACCCCACAGCAGUCAACCACGAGCGUCACCGCGACUCUGCCGGCGAUUCCGCCAUCGACCACCGUUUCUUCUUCAGCUAGCGACGAUUCCCACGACAGUAGGCUCAAAGUGCACAGGAUGGACUCAUUCGAUGCGCCAACUCCCUCAAAACCCAAGACAGGAGGUUUCAAGUGGCCUGGCACUAAGCCCAGGGACCCGGCACCAGCCACACCGGCCAAGCUCUCUGCGCAUAACUUCCAGCAGAUCAGCGUGCUCCGGUUCACGCGAUGUGAUCACUGCACGGAAAAGCUGUGGGGAACUCAAUUGCGAUGCAACACUUGCAGCAUGUCAGUUCACGUCCGAUGUGUGAAUCACGUGCAAAUCUCAUGCGGUCAACGGGUGGAGGCAGCGAGAGAAGAGGAGCUCCCGCCUUCGAUGUUCGGACGAGAACUGGUUGAACAAGCACACGCCGACGGCGCUCAGGGCGGCGACCAGCAGAUACCCCUGAUUGUCGAAAAGUGCAUAGAUGCCGUCGAGGCCCUUGCCAUGGACUACGAAGGAAUCUACCGCAAGACCGGGGGUUCCGGCCAGUCGAAGGCGAUCACGCAGUUGUUCGAACGAGGGAAUUACGCUGCAUUCGAUCUGUGCGACUCGGACCGUUUCAACGACAUAUGCAGCGUGACCUCUGUGCUCAAGUCGUACUUCCGGUCGCUGCCGACCCCGUUGCUCACUUAUGAUCUACAUGAGCAGUUCAUGUCUGCUGUCCAGAAUCGGGAUCCUACCGUCAAGAACCGUACACUACUCGAGCUGGUGAAUAAACUUCCCAUCGAGCACUAUUGCACGCUGCGGACAGUCAUGCUCCACCUGCAUCGGCAAGUCCACUCCCCUUUUUAUAGGCGCACCUGGCUUACUGACAACCCCACCAGCGUCCACCAGCGAAGCGAGCGCAAUCUGAUGACAGCCCGCAAUUUGGGCGUCGUAUUUGGUCCCACACUCAUGCGGUCUGCCGAUCCAGGAGCUGAAUUCAGCGAUAUGGCUGGCAAAGCUCUGUCGAUCGAGUGGCUGAUCGAAAAUGCGCCUCAGGCAUUUACCUAG
Messenger RNA from Mycena citricolor, 3879 nucleotides. NCBI's taxonomy places the organism in Eukaryota, Fungi, Basidiomycota, Agaricomycetes, Agaricales, Mycenaceae. The record is from the annotation of a GenBank genome assembly.